AUGUCGUCCCUCAAAAAGUUUAUUCCGUUCUCGUCUUCUUCCGCCACUAAACCAGACUCUGAAAAAGCGCUGAAGGCUCGGAUCAAGAUGCUCGAAUCGCAAGUGAAGAAAGUGAAGGACCAGAGACAGGAGGAGCACAACAAGUUUGAGAAGAAUAUGGCCGAAAUCGAGAAGAAGCAUGAACACGAGCUCGUCAAAGUCCAGAACAAAGCGAUAAAGUCCGGAAAGCUCCGGAUUAUUGAUGAACUGACUGAGGAUAUGGUGCGCUUGAGCUUUGAAGCGGAGCGCUACGACAACCUCGCGUUCUCCCUCAACUGGGGAUCAAUACAGGCUUAUUACUCCGUCAUGACGGCCAAGUCCAAGUGCAUCUCUCUGAAGCAGACAAACGCUCAGAUUCCGGACCCGACGUGCGCUGUUUGUGGACAAAAGUUCACGGAGGACGGUCCCAGAACUCCGAGGCUCCUCGGUGAGUUUUUAUAGUCUUUUUUGGCUCUCAAGCAUUUUCACAGAUCUUUCAAACAAUUCAGUCUAUUUCCAGAGUGUGGCAACACCGUCUGCGAGGAUUGUCUCGUCGCCCGCUGGGAGCACAGCCACUCCUGUCCCCAGUGCAACGGACCCAGCGGAGUGGACAAUCCGGCCGAUCUGAAGAAGAACUACGUGCUGGUCGGCAUGCUCCGCGAGUAG
This is a messenger RNA of Caenorhabditis sp. 36 PRJEB53466, 684 nucleotides long. NCBI's taxonomy places the organism in Eukaryota, Metazoa, Nematoda, Chromadorea, Rhabditida, Rhabditidae. The record is from the annotation of a GenBank genome assembly.